Molecule: messenger RNA, 471 nt
Organism: Penicillium samsonianum
Lineage: Eukaryota; Fungi; Ascomycota; Eurotiomycetes; Eurotiales; Aspergillaceae
Exons: 3
Coding region: 1-471 (156 amino acids)
Source: RefSeq, a predicted model, not a curated record
AUGAUCGAGAGUAUUGAUGAGGAAGUCUUUAGUCGUUACUAUGAGUUUGUAUACUCUAGGGAUUACUCUGCUCUAUAUCCCGUUCCGCAAUCUUCUGGGAACGAGGCGAAUAGAUGGGAUUCUUCUAGCCUAAAUUGGAAUCUCUUCCACCUAAAGGGGCUUUUGCUUAAUUAUAAUAUCCUGCUAGCAGAACUUGGCCAUACACCACGAUUAGGAUCUGAGAAGGACUUAAGCAAUAACCCUUUCACGAGCUAUACAGUAGUGUUUCUAAGUCACGCCGAAAUUCAUCAACGAACGGGAGACAUCGUUCGGCUAUUAGUAUUUGUUUUUAAGGAUAGUGAGUAUAUGAGGAAUUUGGAAGUUAUGCUGCGAGACUACAUGGUCUGGAAUAUGGAGAUUUUGAUGCGGAAUGCCGACUUCAAAAGUUUCCUGGCGCGAAACUUGUCGUUAGAAGAGACCGUCUUUCGUUGA